ACCCCCCGGCGGCAGCAGCGAUGCGGAGGAGCAACAGAGAAGCUCCGGGUUUCACCUCCGAACAUUAGCGGGACAUUAACGGAAACCACAAGUGACCGAGCUCUUGUCGUGUGGGACCAGAAGCUCCGGAGCUGCGGGGAGGCUGUCUCCCCCUGACGCCGGAUCUCAGAGCAGCAGCGGCCGGGACGCUGCGUCUCUUCUUCUGUGGAGGAUUUCACCCGGACAUUCUCUGCUCAUCGGACCGUCUGUGAGCAGGUUACCCGGGUGUGUUGGGUCCUUAAUGCCCCGGAGGCCCGGAGGAGCUCAGACCGAGGAGCCCCGGAUCCGGGCUCAGACACCGGGGGAGUAGAGCAGGAGUCUGUCUCUCUGUCCGAGCCCCGUCCACCAUGAACCCUAUGAACCAGAUGAAGGCUGGACUGAGCAAUAACCCACACAGCGAGGGCUCGUACCCCUACGACCCCUCCGGCUGGCAGCAGCCCACCAAUCAGCCCACUGGAUCCCUCUCCGUGGUCACCACGGUCUGGGGAGUGACCAAUCCUUCGGGUAACCAGGGUCUGGGUGGAGGGGGGAUGGGCCCCGGGGCCAACCAAGGCGGGGGACCCAUGAUGCAGGGGCCCGGAGGUCCAGGCAUGGCCGGUGGACCUGGUGGCUACAUGGGCCAGCAGGGCUACGGCGAGCCCAACAAAGGCUACAUGAACCAGGGCAUGUACGGCCGGACGCAGGGGGGCUACAGCGGAGGACCGGGGGGGUACUCGGGGAGUUACCCGUCGAACCCUGGUGGCUCCAGAGGCUCGGCUGACUUCACCCAGGCCACCGCCGCCGCCGUGGCUGCAGCCGCCGCCACCGCCACUGCCACCGCCACCGCCACCGUGGCCGCCAUCCAGGAGAAGCAGAACCAAGAGAUGAACUACGGACAGAUGGGAGGUCAAGCCUAUAACAACCAGUUCAUGGCCCACUCGGGCCCCCGUGGGCCCCCCGGCAUGGCUCCUGGAGGCAUGGGCCCUGGUCAAGGCCCUAACAGGGGUCCCCCCUCUAUGGGCCCCAUGUAUGGACCCGGAGGGGGCCCCCAGAGGGUCCCCCAGCAUCCAAAUUAUGGUCCUGGACCACAACAGGGCCACCUAAGGCCCCAGCAGGGCCUCAAACGGCCCUACAACUCUGAGUCAUUCCCAGGAAUGACUCAGCAGUACGGCGUCCCCGUCGGCUCCGGUGUCAACGUGAUGUCGGGUCCUGGUGGCGCCGGUGGAGGGAUGGGGGGUUCAGGGGGAGGUGGUCACCCCGGGCCUGGUCAGUACCCCGGACCUAACAUGCAGUACCACCAAGGUCCAGGCCCCGCCCCUCAGAGAACUGGUCCCUCCCCCUCUUAUCAUAGCCAUAAGAUGUCCCUUCCGCAGUACCCCCCCUCUGGACCCCCAAACUCGCAGUACUACAAGCAGGAACAGUUUAACGGUCAGGGUGGAGGUUUAAACACUCUGACAACAGGGGGCGCUGGUGGUGUCUACAGCUCCUUCAACCAACCGUCAGGGCCUGGUCGAGGGUUGCCAGGUUACCCCUCCUCACCGGUACCCGGUAACCCGACCCCUCCCAUCACUCCAAGCAGCUCCAUGGCCCCGCCCUACAUGUCGCCUGGCAGCAGUGACAUCAAGCCAAGCCCCUCCUCCUUUCUGCCCGACAUCAAACCCAACAUGGCCGGCCUGGCCCCGCCCCCUCCUACAGGUAACCCGAGCGACGACCUGCGGCUGACCUUCCCGGUGCGUGACGGCGUCGUGCUGGAGCCGUUCAGGCUGGAGCACAACCUGGCCGUCAGCAACCACGUGUUCCAGCUGCGAGACUCCGUCUACAAGACGCUCAUCAUGAGACCGGACCUGGAACUCCAGUUCAAGUGUUACCACCAUGAGGAUCGGCAGAUGAACACGAACUGGCCGGCUUCCGUCCAGGUCCGGCCUUUUUCUUACAUCCUCAUUGAGGAGUUGUGUGGUUUGUUUGUUUCUAUUUGUGUGUUAACCUUUGUGUGUCCUCCUCAGGUGAGCGUGAACGCUACUCCUCUCACCAUCGAGCGAGGCGACAACAAAACUUCCCAUAAGCCUUUGUACCUGAAGCAGGUGUGUCAGCCGGGCAGGAACACCAUCCAGAUCACAGUGACCGCCUGCUGCUGCUCGCACCUGUUCGUCCUGCAGCUGGUUCACCGGCCGUCGGUGCGCUCGGUGCUGCAGGGGCUGAUGAAGAAGAGGCUGCUUCCUGCCGAGCACUGCGUCACCAAGAUUAAAAGAAACUUCAGCAGCGGUUCGAUUCCUGGGACACCCGGGUUGAAUGGAGAGGAUGGCGUGGAGCAGACGGCCAUCAGAGUCUCAUUGAAAUGUCCCAUCACUUUUCGCCGCAUCCAGCUGCCGGCCAGAGGUCACGACUGCAGACACAUACAGUGUUUUGACCUGGAGUCGUAUCUGCAGCUCAACUGUGAGCGAGGAACCUGGAGAUGCCCCGUGUGCAAUAAGACGGCUCUGUUAGAAGGUCUGGAGGUGGAUCAGUACAUGCUGGGAAUCCUCAUCUACGUUCAAAACUCGGAGUACGAGGAGAUCACCAUCGACCCGCUGUGCAGCUGGAAGCCGGUCCCCGUGAAGCCGGACAUCCACGUGAAGGAGGAGUCGGACGGCCCCGUGUUGAAGCGCUGCAGGACGCUCAGCCCGAGUCACAUGGUCCUGCCCAGCGUGAUGGAGAUGAUUGCGUCGCUUGGCCCCGCCCCCUCUUCCAAUGCAACCUCUGCUCCGAUGCCCUAUUCUUCAAUGCCUGCAGGGGGCAGCAAUAACAGCAGCCACACCCCUGAUUACCCCGGACCAGCUCCGUCCUAUCCCGGUCAGUCCGGGACCUUCUCUGACUUCAGUGGUCCUGGGACUCCGGGAGUGGGGGGGGACUUCUCCUCCCCCGGUCCUCCCCCUCUCUCCUACCAGUCAGAGCUGUCCAGUGCCCUCCUCACCCCCGACAAACCGCCGCCUCACCCACUGGCCGGACAGAUGUCAGUCUCAGGUCGUCUGGACUCAACUUCCCAUGGUGCACCUCUCUCCCAGCAGCAGUCGCAGGGUCUCCAUGGCAACUCGCAAAUGGGGGGCAACCAAAUGAUGCAGCGUAGCAACCAGAACCCCCGUCUCCAAGGCGACGGCUCCUUCGGGCUCGGGGCCGAGGUUCCAGAACCUUCUCUGGAUCUGCUUCCGGAGCUAACGAACCCGGACGAGCUGCUGUCGUACCUCGGCCCCCCCGACCUCCCGAACAACAACAACGACGACCUUCUGUCCCUGUUUGAGAACAACUGAACACACACAGAGAUCCGAAACUCACUGACUGUGACACACUCUGUCUCCUCGCCCGCCAACACCACUGUCGGUCCAACAUGGCCGCCGCCUGCACAGGAUGGAGGGGACGAGAAAUACAAAAUGAAAAAAACCUCCAACUUUUAAAUAUGAAAACUCUUUGAUGUGUGACUAUGAACUUGAUGGUAACUUUAUUUUAUGUUUUUUUUUGUUUUUUUAAUUCUCUGAAAGUGUAUCUUGAUGCUUCAUCCUUCAUUCCCUGUCGGCGCUGACAGCCUCACUCAUCACAGCCACUACAUCUCUUUAACGUGAGCGUCCAUGUUUCAGACUCAGGUCGCCGCUGAGCCGUGUCCACGUUAGUUUCUGCUGGUUGAUUUUUAUCCAAGUGGCGUUGUUGUUCGAUGGCGUUCAGCGGUGAUGAGGAGUUGAUGUGAUCGGAAGUUCUUUCAACCGGAAUAUUUCUGGUCCAGUUUUAAAUGUUAUGGUAUGAAUAGUUUAAGAUGAACUUUAAAUGAACAGCUCGGUCUGUUUUCACAGACGUGUUUGUUUUUCACCCGAGUCACUGAAGAGGAAAAAAAAAAAGAUCAAAUCCCUUGCUUGAGUUUUGUGAAGCCGACGCACCGUGGUCACUGCCUGCGUUCUGGUAGAGGCUGCAGACCGGUGGGUGCAGACGUUCUGAAGGUCUGGUCCGUGUUCCACAGACGAGGCGGUUCUGGAGAGCGUCACCGGUUGGCCACAGGUCUGAACAUGUGGCUGAGUGUAAACCACGCAGGUUCAUGCACAUCUGGAGUCUUUCAGAUACGAGACGUCUGAUGUAUAAACGGAACCAAAGCUUCUGGUCCCAGAACUUUCUUGAGCGCCUGUUGUCGAGCAUCUUCCGUGCUUUUUAAACUCGCUCCCUGAAUGCAGCGCGAGGCGUUCAGGAUCCAGGUUGGGCCAAACACAGUGAUACAAGGAGGAGAAGAAAGAGAAAACACUGAGUUGUUUGGUCAUUUCGUCAAACUGUGAUUCUAGAGGAUUUCUUCUUCAUCCUCCUCCUCAUCAUUACUCUGUAUGUUGUAAAGUGACUAGAGUCCAGACAGUUGUGAUGUCUCCAUGUCCCAGUGGCUUCUGAGAAGAGCCAACUGUACAUGAUCGCUCUGUAUGAUCCAGUAAUGAUGCUAAUAACAAUUAUAAUAAUAACCUUUGUAAUUUAAUAAACACACACUGGAAAGAC
Molecule: messenger RNA, 4515 nt
Organism: Platichthys flesus (European flounder)
Lineage: Eukaryota; Metazoa; Chordata; Actinopteri; Pleuronectiformes; Pleuronectidae
Product: zinc finger MIZ domain-containing protein 2-like
Exons: 20
Coding region: 387-3302 (971 amino acids)
Biological process (GO): protein sumoylation; regulation of transcription by RNA polymerase II
Molecular function (GO): SUMO ligase activity; zinc ion binding
Source: RefSeq, a predicted model, not a curated record